Aphanomyces invadans is the source of this 1964-nucleotide messenger RNA. RefSeq lists its product as hypothetical. Gene Ontology annotation, cellular component: Golgi apparatus. NCBI's taxonomy places the organism in Eukaryota, Oomycota, Saprolegniomycetes, Saprolegniales, Verrucalvaceae. The annotation marks the transcript as partial. Gene Ontology annotation, molecular function: antiporter activity; protein binding. The transcript has 10 exons. The record is from RefSeq and is a predicted model, not a curated record.
UGUGGGCACGUCCAAGUAAACCAGCGGUGCACCAGUGGAAUCACAUCCGUCUUGGCCGCCGCGUCGACCGGCCAAACGCUCUGCCUUCAGCUGCUAGCUGACGCUGGCGGGGACGUCGCUGGCGUCGAUGACCGUGGAUGGUCCGCUCUGCACUACGCUGCUGCAUGCCCUCGAGGGGUGGAAGCAGUGACAUGGCUCUGCGAAGCUGCACCGUCCCUCGUGCAUUGGCCUGCCCAUCAUGACGGCCACACGCCGCUCCACGUGGCAGCUCGCUUCGGAAACGAUGACAUUGUGUACAUCCUGCUGCAGUUUGCGGCGUCGGUGGAAUGCAUGAACCACGACAUGGAGACACCGGCGCAAGUGGCCAUGAAGAACCGACACAUCACGACGACGACGAUGCUGCAGACAGUGGUGUCGCGAGGCACUGGAACCUAUGUCGACGAGCGACCGGAAGAAAGCCAAGGGGCCAUGCAGUUUAACGAGUAUAGCGAAGAUGAUGCUGCGAUGCUGGCGCUGUCCACUCAACCGAGUGCUGUCGACGAAUCGAUUGCCAUUUCGUGGGUGCAGUGCACGACUGAUGAAGGUCAACCGUACUAUUACAACACGGUCACAUUCGAAUCGGUGUGGGAACUGCCCAACGAUACAACCCGUGCUUCAGGAGCGUGUCAUCAAGAAGUAUUGUCGGAGGAAGCGACACCAGGUCCAAGGGACCACCUCCCAAUCUGCAUGGUUCCGACAAUCUGCCCGCUUUAUGAAAUGGAUAACCCCGAUGUCCAUGAAAAGGAGCUCAUCCGGCGAAAGAAGGAGCGCGAGGAGGUGCAGCUCCUGAAACGCAUGACGGAAGCGAUCGCGGCGGCGCCGCUAGCGUCAGGUGCACCACGUGGACACGUGGCUGAAGCCUCAAGAGCCACGCGACUUUCAUCUGAACACAUGCCCCCCGAUAGGCAACAGAUCGACAUCCGAAUCGACGUCGCCAUACCCCUCGAACGACCUACUCCAAGUCAUAAGAUCGUUACAUCCAUGCCGCCAAGCACCGCUUUCCCUAAUGCAUCGUCGAAAUACGCUAAGUGCUUGUGGCUUGGAGUGUGGUUCGCGCUCAACAUGACCGUGACCAUGGUGAACAAGACGGCAUUGUCCGCGCUCCAUCUUCCUGUGACGCUCACGUUUAUCCACAUGGCAUGCAACACCAUCGGCGCAUUCAUUUACGUUCACGUGUGCCGUGGGGCCGUGCGGAAACCUCUUCGGCCGGACCAAUCGACAACCAUGUUCUUCUUCAGCUUCGUCUUUGUGUCGAACAUUAUCAUGGGCAACUGGAGCUUGGGGCUGGUCACCGUGAGCUUCAACCAGGUCAUGCGAGCUCUCGUUCCAGGCACAACGCUCCUCCUGAGCAUGGCCAUGCUGCGUGCCAAGUACUCGACGUCACAGAAGGUAGCCCUCGUGCCGGUCGCUCUAGGAGUGUGCAUUGCGUGCACAGGGAACAAAUCCGCCACUGCCCUGGGGGUCGUCGUGACCAUAAUUGCAGUCUUCUUUGCCGCUCUCAAAUCAGUGAUGUCGAGCAGAUUCCUCACGGAGGCCAUGGCACUGCACCCCAUCGACUUGAUCCUGCACCAAGCCCCGCUGUCUGGCGUGUGGUGUGCCGUCAUCAUCGUAGUCUCAGGCGAGUGGACGGUGCUCCAAGCAACGCCAUCCAACGAUCGCUUCUCUGCUCUGAGCUUGUAUUGCCUGACGGGAGUGUUUAGUUUUGCGCUGAACGUGACGAGCUUGUACGCCAACCGAGCAACGUCCGCCAUCACGUUGGCCGUGUGCGCCAACAUGAAGCAAGUCGCGGUGAUUGUGCUGGCGGUGUACAUGCAUGGCGACCCCAUGUCGUGCCACACCAUCGUCGGUGCCGCGCUGGUCACGGCGGGCGGCGCGUGGUAUACGGUCACGUCGCAGCCCAAGUCGAAGGAGUAACGAAACACAAC